AUGUCCAGCGAUCCGUGUGUGACUGUCACGACAAAGUUCAUCCCCUCCCUACAGUCACACCCCUUAUGUUCAAUAUCCUGCUCUUUCCGCCAUCAAUUGCUGAGCGGAUCUUUGUCUACCAUACUCACUGUGUCUACCAUACUCACUGUGUCUACCAUACUCACUGUGUCUACCAUACUCACUGUGUCUACCAUACUCACUGUGUCUGCCAUACUCACUGUGUCUGCCAUACUCACUGUGUCUACCAUACUCACUGUGUCUACCAUACUCACUGUGUCUACCAUACUCACUGUGUCUACCAUACUCACUGUGUCUACCAUACUCACCGUGUCUACCAUUCUCACUGUGUCUACCAUGCUCACUGUCUACCAUACUCACUGUGGCUACCAUACUCCUUUCCAUUAUCUCCGUUCUCCUUUGCCUAUGUGCUCAUCUCGUUCCCUCCUUACAGUCACACUCGUUAUGUUCAACAAGGCCGCCCUUUCCUCCUUCAACUUCCCUUGCGCCAACGUCAUCACUCUGCUUCAGAUGCUCUCCUCUACGGCCCUGUUAGCCGUUCUCCGCCUGGCAGACGUUCUCACCUUUGCGGAUGGCUCUGCUGCUGACGUGGCUCUGGGCAGAGGCAGCAGCAGCAUAGGCAGCAGCAGCGGUAGCAGCCUAGGGAGCAGCAAGGGAGGAGCAGCGGUGGGGCUGGGCAGGGUGGUGGCGGGCCUGUUUGCUCCCAGCUACUCUGUCUCUGUCGCCCCUGCUGGUGCUGUUGGUGGUGGGGGAAAAUUGGGGAAGGGAGGGAAGGGUGGGAGGAGCAGGGGCGGGCGCAGUGGGUUUGUGCCGCUGCAUACUCUUGCCAGGGUGCUGCCGCUGUCGCUCUCAUAUCUCCUCUACAUGGUGGUGGGUAUGGCGAGCAUAAGGGGAGUGAACGUGCCCAUGUACACGGCUCUCAGGCGCACCACGGUGGCCUUCACCCUUCUGGCCGAGCGACUGCUGUCAAGCAAGCGACACUCCUCAUACACGCUCAUCAGUGUGGCAGUCAUAGUCACAGGAGCACUGCUCGCAGCACUAAGGGACUUCUCAUUUGAAGCAUAUGGCUACUCACUCGUCUUCCUAUCCAACAUCACCACCGCACUCUACCUCGCCUUUAUUGCAAGACUCGGCAAGGCUACCGGCCUCAACAGCUUCGGCCUCAUGUGGUGUAAUGGCGUCAUCUGCAUCCCCGCCCUCCUCCUCUGGACAUUCCUCUCGGGGGAGAUUCAACGGGCGCUCGACUUUCCAGCGCUGCUGCAACCCGAUUUCCUGCCUGUGCUGUCCAUGUCAUGCCUCAUGGCCUUUGCUCUCAACUACACCAUUCUCCUCAACACCUCAUCUGCUCCAACCAACCAGUUCAAUCUCUCCCAAUCUCCCCUUCCCACCCACCAGGCUGUGCUGUCCAUGUCAUGCCUCAUGGCCUUUGCUCUCAACUACACCAUCUUCCUCAACACCUCAUCUGCUCCAACCAACCAGUUCAAUCUCUCCCAAUCUCCCCUUCCCACCCACCAGGCUGUGCUGUCCAUGUCAUGCCUCAUGGCCUUUGCUCUCAACUACACCAUCUUCCUCAACACCUCAUCUGCUCCAACCAACCAGUUCAAUCUCUCCCAAUCUCCCCUUCCCACCCACCAGGCUGUGCUGUCCAUGUCAUGCCUCAUGGCCUUUGCUCUCAACUACACCAUCUUCCUCAACACCUCUCUUAACUCUGCCCUCACCCAAACCAUGUGUGGCAACAUCAAGGUGUGUGGCAACAUCAAGGUGUGUGUGUGGCAACAUCAAGGUGUGUGUGUGGCAACAUCCGGGUGUGUGGUAACAUCAAGGUGCGUGGCAACAUCAAUCAAGGUGUGUGGUAACAUUAACGUAUGGUGGCAACAUCAAGGCGUGGUGGUGUGGUAA
Messenger RNA from Closterium sp. NIES-65, 1917 nucleotides. Lineage: Eukaryota; Viridiplantae; Streptophyta; Zygnematophyceae; Desmidiales; Closteriaceae. The record is from the annotation of a GenBank genome assembly.